Molecule: messenger RNA, 795 nt
Organism: Notechis scutatus (mainland tiger snake)
Lineage: Eukaryota; Metazoa; Chordata; Lepidosauria; Squamata; Elapidae
Gene: CA7
Product: carbonic anhydrase 7
Biological process (GO): regulation of intracellular pH
Cellular component (GO): cytoplasm
Molecular function (GO): zinc ion binding; carbonate dehydratase activity
Source: RefSeq, a predicted model, not a curated record
AUGACAGGCCAUAACUGCUGGGGAUACGGCCAGAAAGAUGGACCUUCUCAAUGGUAUAAGUCUUAUCCCAUUGCCCAAGGCAGCCGUCAAUCUCCAAUUGAUAUCAUCUCCACGCAAGCUAUCUUUGACCCCAGUUUGAAGCCUCUUAGUAUUUCCUAUGGAUCGGAUUCAUCUCUUGGCAUCUCCAACAACGGGCAUUCAGUCAUGGUGGAUUUCAAGGAUGUCGAUGACAAAACAGCUAUCAGUGGAGGCCCCUUGAAAAAUCCUUAUAGGCUGAAACAAUUCCAUUUUCACUGGGGGACAAGCCAGAAGUCUGGAUCCGAACAUACCAUUAAUGGGAAAUCUUUUCCUUGCGAGCUCCAUUUAGUUCACUGGAAUGCCAAGAAAUACACAACAUUUGGAGAAGCUGUAGCUGCCCCAGAUGGCCUUGCCGUGAUUGGGGUUUUCUUAGAGGUUGGAGAAGAACAUACUUCUAUGAACCGAUUGACUGAUGCCUUCUAUAUGGUCAAAUUUAAAGGAACAAAAGCUGAAUUCAGAUCUUUCAACCCAAGCACUCUGCUUCCCCCUGGCAAAAGGUACUGGACUUAUGCCGGAUCUUUGACCACGCCGCCUCUCCAUGAGAGUGUCACCUGGAUUGUACUGAAGGAAGCUAUCCAAAUAUCAGAGAAACAGAUGGAGAAAUUCAGAAGUCUCCUUUUUACGACAGAGGAAGAUGAAAAAAUCCCAAUGGUGAAUAAUUUUCGGCCCCCUCAGCCUCUUAAGGGGAGGGUCGUUCGGGCAUCCUUCCAGAUAUAA